AGUAAUUAGCUAGAAACAACCAGCCUUCAAUAAUCAGAGACGAUAUUUCGUCAGCAUCGGCGGCUGUGAAAAGCAAAAAGACCCGACUCGCCACCAACUCUGGUUCCGGCCACCAUUUUAAAGCCCCAAUCACCACCCAUUUCCCAUCUCUCCGAUUCCAUUCCACAAUCCAAACGUACACACAAAACCCCAAAUCCCAUCAUUCGAUUUUGACCGUCUUGUUUUCUCUUCGAUGGAUACAUUAGAGGAGGAAGAAGAAUACAAUUGGAGAGAAGUCCGGCUUCCGUCGCUGAUCCCAGUGGUGCCGGAGCCAGAGCUGGAGAGAGAGACGGCGGAGAGACGCCGUGGCCGAGACAUCCUCAUCGCCGUCGACCAUGGACCCAACAGCAAGCACGCUUUCGAUUGGGCUCUAAUCCAUUUCUGCCGCCUCGCCGACACCAUCCAUCUAGUCCACGCCGUUUCCAAUGUGAAGAAUGAAUUAGUUUAUGAGUUUAGUCAAGGGCUGAUGGAGAAGCUUGCAGUGGAGGCCUUUGAGGUGGCCAUGGUUAGGACUGUGGCAAGGAUUGUGCAGGGGGAUGCAGGGAAGGUUAUUUGUAAGGAAGCAGAGAAAUUGAAGCCUGCUGCUGUUGUUAUGGGCACAAGAGGAAGAAGCUUAAUUCAAAGUGUUUUGCAAGGAAGUGUGAGCGAGCAUGUGUUUCACAACUGCAAAUCAGCACCUGUUAUUAUAGUUCCUGGGAAAGAAGCUGGAGAAGCAUCUGUGAUUUGAAUGCCAACUACUUGGUUGAAGCUUGAAAUGAAACUACAAUGUUUCUUCCUCAAUCUCUGUGUUUUCUUUUUUGGUUUUAGUAUUAAAGUUUUGGGGUUUUGUAUUUAGAUUGCAAGAAGAAUUUGAUAUUGUAUUUAUAUAUGUAAUUUUCGAUUAGGUGUGAUUAGUAGCCAAUUUAGAAAUGGAUUUCGAUUAGACAGUUGUUUACUUAAAAUGUGUUUGAUAAUAUAUUUUUGGACUAAUCGCAAAAACCACCUUUGAAGUA
Molecule: messenger RNA, 1031 nt
Organism: Benincasa hispida (wax gourd)
Lineage: Eukaryota; Viridiplantae; Streptophyta; Magnoliopsida; Cucurbitales; Cucurbitaceae
Gene: RD2
Product: Adenine nucleotide alpha hydrolases-like superfamily protein
Source: RefSeq, a predicted model, not a curated record